This is a messenger RNA of Microtus oregoni (creeping vole), 1894 nucleotides long. Its product is annotated as arylacetamide deacetylase-like 4. The transcript is spliced from 5 exons. Gene Ontology annotation, molecular function: hydrolase activity. Lineage: Eukaryota; Metazoa; Chordata; Mammalia; Rodentia; Cricetidae. The record is from RefSeq and is a predicted model, not a curated record. The coding region runs from base 1 to 1224 and encodes 407 amino acids.
AUGACUGCCCUGUGGCUGGUGCUACUGGUGAACUUGUCUACCUUUUUCCUGGGAGUCUUCAUCUGGGCUGUCAUUCAGCACUUUCUCAUUGCGGAAAUUCCCUCCGCCUUGCAGCAUCCGGUCAAGUUCAGGUGUAUGCACUGUAUAGCGCUGUUCUUAAUUACCAUGGGAAAUAUAUUAGAGAAGCUGAAAAUUUGCUCCAUGCCCAGGUUCAUCCAGUGUAUUCAUGACUUAGCAGCCAUAAAGAAGAAUCAUAAUUUGAUGGUGACCAACAUGUACUUUGGUACAAUCCCUGUGAGACUAUUCCAGCCCAAGGCAGUGUCCUCCAAACUCCGAAGAGGUAUCAUUUUCUACCAUGGAGGAGGAACCAUAUGUGGUAGUUUGGACAGUUACCACAACCUGUGCAGCUUCCUGGCCCAGGAGACAGAGUCGGUGGUGCUGUCAGUGGGGUACCGCAAGCUUCCUGACCACUGUUACCCUUCUAUUCACAAUGAUUGCCUGAAUGCCACCAUUCACUUCAUGAAGGGCCUAAAAUCCUAUGGGGUAGACCCCUCCCGGGUGGUAGUUUGUGGAGAAAGUGUUGGAGGUGGUGCUGUGGCCAUUGUCACCCAGGGCUUGCUCAACUUCCCAAGUCUUCCUAAGAUCAGUGCUCAGGUGCUUAUUACUCCAGUUACACAGAUCAUCGAUUUUCGAUUGCCAUCACAUCAACAGAACCAAAAUGUUCCAUUCCUCACCAAAGACCUACUCAUGACGUCUGUGUGUAAAUACCUGGACAUUGACUUAUCUUGGAAAGAUGCCAUAGCUAGUGGCACCAGUGUUCCCCCAGACACCUGGGAAAAGUACAGGAAAUGGCUCGCUUUUGAUAACAUCCCCAGAAGGUUCAAGAGCAAAAGCCUUCUGCCCGAGUUUCCAGGACAUUUCAAUGAGGCUGCCUAUCUGGAAACCAGGCAUACUUUAAAAGCAGAAAUUUCACCUCUCCUAGCAGAUGACCAGAUCAUUGCUCAGCUUCCCCAGGCAUUCCUGGUGAGCUGUGAGAGUGACCCCCUCCGUGAUGAUGCCUUGCUCUACAAGAAGCGCCUUGAAGAUGCGGGUGUCCCUGUGACCUGGUACCAUGUGGAGGACGGCUUUCACGGAUGCAUCAUUUUGUUUGAUAAGCAGCCUUUCUCCUUUCCCUGCUCCAUGAAAAUUAUAAAUGCUGUCAUCAGUUAUAUAAAGGGCAUAUGACUGUCACUCUGGAAUCUAAGGGUGGAACAAGAACUGACAAGAUCCAGCGUUACAACUAGCAACACUCUCUACUGCUUGAUUUACUUGAAAUUAAUGUCGAAGUGGAAAGAAAAGUCUUUCUUUGAAAUUUUCUGAAAGCCUUAACAAAGAGGUUGUGCAGAACCACCAUUUGGUCACAGCAUCACUGCUGAGUGCUUCCAUGACAACGUAAAGAAAGGGUUUUUCUUGUUGUUGUUUGCCCCAAGACCAAAUUCGCAGCAUUACUUGUAUUGCCUUUAUCUGUCUUAAGAAACGUAGUUUCAUAGACUCCCUCCUUAGAAGAUGACUCUUACACUGAAUUGUGGGAUGACAUUAGUGGGAACAUUCAUUUAUUUAUUGAUAUUUCGGAGACAUAUUUAAAAUUUAAAUGACACAGAAAGUAAUAAUAAAAUAAAAGACAAUUUAAGGCAAUGUACAAAAACACGUGGCAAAAUCGAAGAUUCAGAAAGCCUAUAGAGUCAGAUACAGAAGUCCAGGCGUAUGACAUGACUGUUAGUUAAACUGAAGACAACUAAAAUACAACAUAUUAAAAGAGCUUUAGAGUUAUAGUGUGUACAUGUACAUGGCAGAAAUAUUCUUUUCUUGCUAAUUCUCACUUGGAAUCUUUACAAAGAUCAUAUUUUUCAUGAGA